UCGAUCUACCUGCUAUGUAGCUUUUACAUUUGCUCCCCUGAACCUCCAAGAAGCACAUGCUGCUCUAUCGGGACUGACUUGCCAGUUGAGCCCACAUCCUCGGGGAGCCACUCUGGAGGGCUGGUGUUCCUUGGGAACCCAUUCUGGGGAACUCUCCCCAGAAUCCAGGCCUGGCUUCUGGUGAUUUUUCUCUCAGAUAAGGGGUUUGUUUAACAGUGAGGGAGAGGGGCACCCCUUUCAGAUGCUUUGACUGUAGCCGGGGGCUGAGUGCAGGCUCUGAACUGUGGUUCUGAGCUCCACUGCCCCUUGGGAGCACUGUGGGGGGAGUCAGGCUCGGGACCCUGCAGUGGGAGGCUGAGUCCCAGUGCCCUCUGACUCCCUUCUUAUGUGUGACCGCAGGACUGGGCACAUGCUCACCCACCAGAAGACCAAGCCCUUCGUGUGCAUGGAGCAGGGCUGCAGCACGAGCUGCUGUCAUGACCUCUCCCUACGCCGGCACUACGAGGUCGAGCAUGGCUUGUGCAUCCUGAAGGAGGCCCCCGCUGAGGAAGAAGCCUGUGGGGACUCCUCUCCUGCCCACGAGGUGGCCGGCCAGCCUGCUGCGGAUGGCCUGCGGUCCCUGGUGCCUCCAGAAGCCAGGUCCCCAGGCUCUCUUUUGCCCAACCGAGACCCCCUGCGCUCUAUUGUAAGCAGCAUGGUCCACCAGGAGAUCUCUUCUUCCGGCCCGGUCCUGGCCACGCCCUCAGAUGACAGGGAAGGGGUGGGGAGGGAAAAACACAGCCUGCCCCUGCCCACCCUCACUGGGGCCCUACCCCGGCACCCCAGCGGCCCCAGGGACCCUGGGCAUAACCAGCAAAACGGAGGCCCUGCAGACUGGGCAGAGCCAAGGAGCACGUGUGUCUGCAGGAACUGCAGCCAGAUGUUUCACACACAGGAGGGGCUGACCAGCCACACGUGUUUUCCCAACGACCAGUGGCUGCCACCUCGAGGGAACCAGGACCAGCAGGUGAAGGGGCGCGCGCAACUGAGCUGUGCACAUGUGACCCCAAGUCACCCCCCUGUGGCUUUGAAUUCUCUUCUCCAGGGACAGGACGGAGACCAGAAGGAGAGAGAUGCAGAGGAGACCAGCCAGCCCAGAAAGCGGAGAAAGCGCCCGCAGACCAAGGCAUCGUUCCUGCCUCCCGCCCCUUCUGCCUCUGGGGGGCCGGGCCCUGAAGAAGGCCACCAGAGCUGCCUGCGGUCUCCGGUGCUCCUGGUGGACCACUCCCUGCAGGGACUGUGCCCGCGCUCUCCCGAUACACCAUCCCCGGUGCUCAGCCCCAUCCGGGAGGGGUCUGGGCUGGAUUCCAGCACUCAUCAAGUGGAUGACUCUUCUGCCAGCCAUGUUAUCAAGGAUGACACCAAGCCCCGAAUUCGAAUGCGCAUCAGGAUAGGAAAGAAGUUUCAGGCCGAGAUCCCGGAGCUCCAGGAGCGCCCUCCAGCCGAGACCGAUCAAGUGAAUGACUCUUCUGGCAUCUGUGCGAUCGAGGAUGACACGGAGCUCAGCACUGAACCACGCAUCCGGAUUGGUAGCGAGUUUCAGGCCGAGAUCCCGGAGCUCCAGCAGCGCCCUCCAGCUGAGCCCGGUGAACAAGGAGCUUCUCUGGUCUGGAAGCCAUUGGAUGACCUGAUGACCAAUCCAGAAACACAGGAUAGAGUGACUGAGCUCUGCAACUUGGCCUGCUCCAGCACGAUGCCAGGAGGGGGCACCAACCUGGAGCUCGCUCUGCACUGCCUGCACGAGGCCCAGGGCAAAGUCCCGGUGGCCCUAGAGACCUUGCUACUCAGCGGACCCCAGAAGCCACCGACUCACCCGCUGGCUGACUACCACUAUGCAGGUUCAGCCGUCUGGACCCCCACAGAGAAGGAGCUGUUUAAUAAGGCAUUCCAGGCUCAUAAGAACAACUUUUCCUUGAUACACAAGAUGGUCCAGACAAAGUCGGUGGCCCAGUGUGUAGAAUAUUACUACACCUGGAAAAAGAGGGUCCGGUUUACUACAUCUUCUCGGGCCCCGGGACUGAAAAAGAGCGUCAAAAGGAAGCUGCCCGAGGCAGACCCCACAGAAACAAAGGCCACUUCCAGCCCUGAGAAGAGACGCAACCACCAUCCAACCCCUGAGUUGAAGACGGAGACGGAGAGCUGCAGGGGACAAUCUGUGGCCAACACCAGCCCAAAUGCUGCUCCCAAGCAGACCCCUGAGCCUCCGGGGUGCGUCCAGGGCCAAGGCGCUCCCUGUGGGGAGUGUGAGAGGGUGUUUGACAAGAUGUGCACUCACUACGCCCACAUGAAGCGGCACCGAAAUGAAGACCCAGUGGAAACAACUGUCAGGGAGGAGAGGCCAGCGAAGGCCUUUAAGGUGGAAGAGGAGGAGGAGGAGGAGAAGGAGGAGGAAGGGGGGACAGGGGCUGACAUGGGCCCCUUGCAGGGGCAUUUGGGCCGUGAGCCGGGGUCAAGCAGCCCAUCAUUGGGAUGAGGACCUCGGGCCCCAUCUCCUCUCCCUUCUACCUCCCCGAGGAGUCCGGGGCAUCCCUCUGCCUCCAGCCCCACCUCCCCUGCCCCCCACUGACCAGCGCAGCUUGCAGAAUAGCUGGCAGUAGCCAACAACAGGCAUGAGAAGCGCCAUCAGCGGACACUGUGGCAUCCUCGUCACCUGGUGCCAGAGGCCCCGGCCCCUUUACGUGUGUCCUGUGCCUUCAUAUCACAGUCUUGUAAUGACUUGGCUCAUUACUUUUUUUUGUCCAUGUCAAUCUCUAAACCCUAUUAAAUUUUGUUCUGAAGCAGCUGUCUUCUGGCUUCUCUGGCCUGUUGAGCCAGCAAAGGCUUUAGGGCUCCUGCCACUCACCAGCGCCCCAGAAAAGCGUGAGCUGAGUCUCCGCCCUGGAGGGGCCGCGUCCUCGUGCAUGCCGGGAGCCGGCCCUGAGGUGCCUGCCGCAGUGUGUGUCCGCACCCGGUCCAUGCAGCGGGCCCACAGCGACACAGGAGGGACCCAGGUGCUCCCCUCAGCGAGCUCACAUUUUAGGAGCAGGAGAGCAGCAGGAAUAAAUAAGCAAAGAGGUGACUUUAGCUAUUGCUUUGGGCCCUAAUGACAGAAGAGUCAGCAGCGUGUGACCAGCAGUCAGGACAUGACGAGGGUUCCAGUGUGUCCAGGGUGAAGUCAGGCUCUGCCAGCAGACACAGAUGGUGACACUAGACAAUUCUAUCAAACAUACAGAGAACAGUACCAAUUGCAUACAGUGUCUUCCAGAAAAUGCUAGGGAAGGAAUACUUUUUGGCUCAACU
Messenger RNA from Manis javanica (Malayan pangolin), 3318 nucleotides. The record is from RefSeq and is a predicted model, not a curated record. Lineage: Eukaryota; Metazoa; Chordata; Mammalia; Pholidota; Manidae.